AGCCGCAGGAGAUCAGAGAUGCGCUCCGGAGUGAGGGACAGCGAAGUGGUCAUGAGCGCCAAAGUGAACUCCGACGCUCCGCCCACAGAGCAGGACCACAACCCCAUGGCCCCGCCCCCAGGCCCUCCUCCUCCUCCCGUCGGCCCGUCCUCCUCCGCCGAGACCAUCCUCUUCUGUGGCACUGACGCUGUGCCCAAGAGCAAACCCAGAGCCCAGCCCCACACCACCACCACCGCCCUGCUCCUCCCAGCUCCCGUCCCCACUCAUCAGAAAGUGGAGGUGACUCAGGCCGUAACCCUGGGAGACGGGACAAAGGCCACGCCCCUCACGGCCCAUGUGGGGGGAGCCUGUAGCAUCGUCCAUGUGCUGGAGUGGAAAGAGGGCAUGGCCAUCCUGCCCAGCACCAACCUCAAGUUUUGUGUGAGUGACGUGGGGGCUCUAAGCACACUAAUCACUCCAGGGAGCACGGGGAGCACGCCUGAGCCAGCAGCAGCAGCAGCAGCAGCACGGCCUUCUGGGAAAUCCACUGACUCAGACAAGGCUCCAGUGGAAAAGAAAGAUGUGUCUCCUCCUAUUGUCACUGUGAGGUCCCCAGUCGUGGAGCCAGAGGGACCGGUCCAGAAGAGGCCAAUGGUCCAGACCAAAACUGAGGUCCAGACCAAAGUCGAGGUCCAGACCAAAGUCGAGGUCCAGACCAAAACUGAGGUAAUGAGCAAAACUGAGGUUCAGAGCAAAACUGACGUCCUGGCCAAACCCGAGCUUCCGACCAAAACUGAUGUCCCGACCAAAUCCGAGGUCCUGACAAAAGCCGAGGUCCAGCCCAAAACAGAAGUCCCGAUCAAAGCUGAGGUCCAGAGCAAAACUGACGUCCAGGCCAAAACUGAGGCCCCAAUCAAAACUGAGGUCCAGGUCCAGACCAAAGUCCAGGUCCAGACCAAAGCUGAGGUACCAACUAAAACUGAGGUCCAGGCUAACCCCUCCGUCCAGAUCAAAGCCGAGGUCCCAACUGGAGCUGCACUUCACAACCACAUCCCCAAGUCCACACAGAGGAGCUUCGGGGACGAGCUGCGCAGGGAUCCAAUCACAGACAAGAGGACCAUCGUUGUGGAGAAGGUGCCUGCAGGAGGGAGGGUCUCACUGAACGCAGAUCACCUUAAACCAAUGAGGAAAAGGAAAAGGAAAGAAUAUCUGAGUCCGUCUGAUGAGGACUCGGACUUAGAGGGAACGGAUGAGAAAAUGGAUGACAAUAAAUCUGACUGCAGACUUAUCCGAGGAGGUGGAGACAAUAAAACAGAGCUGUGGACCUGGGCUCAGUAUCUGGAGGAAACCAAAUCUAUCGCUGCACCCACCAAGCUUUUUCGUGAGUCUCAGAGGGUCCCCACUGUGAAAAAUGGCUUCAAACAGGGCAUGAAGCUGGAAGGCAUCGAUCCACAGCAUCCCUCCAUGUACUUUGUCCUGACUGUGGCCGAGGUGUGUGGGUAUCGGCUCCGGCUCCACUUCGAUGGAUACUCAGACUGCCACGACUUCUGGGUGAACGCAAACUCCUCAGAUAUCCACCCCACGGGCUGGUGUGAAGCGACAGGACACAAGUUGCACACUCCGAAAGGCUGUAAAGAAGAAGAGUUUACCUGGGCGAACUACUUGAAGAUGACAAAAGCACAAGUCGCUCCAAAAGAACUGUUUGCAAGUCCUGGCAAGACCGAUGUGAACUGUGGCUUUGAGAUGGGCAUGAAGCUGGAGGCUGUGGACCGCAUGAAUCCGUCUCUGAUCUGUGUUGCCACGGUGACUGAUGUGGUCGACCAGCGUUUCCUCGUGCACUUUGACAACUGGGACGAUACAUACGACUAUUGGUGUGACUCCAGCAGCCCGUACAUCCAUCCCAUUGGCUGGUGUCAGGAAAGGAACCUCCCCCUGACCCCACCUCAAGAUUACCCAGACCAGAGCCUCUUCUCCUGGUCACGGUAUCUGGAGGAAACCGGAGCGAGAGCUGUGGCCCCUGAAGCUUUUAAAAUGCGUCCUCCUCACAGUUUUCAGACUCAUAUGAAGCUGGAGGCUGUGGACAGGAGGAGUCCGGGUCUGAUACGAGUGGCCACAGUGGAAGAAGUCGACACGCACCGCAUCAAGAUCCAUUACGACGGCUGGAGUCACGUGUACGAUGAGUGGAUGGACUCAGAUAACCCGGACAUCCACCCGGCCGGCUGGUGCGAGGCCACUGGGCACCCGCUCAAAGUGCCCCCUCGAGACGCCAAAGCUCCACAAGCACAUGGAGUGAGAGAGCCUCCAGUGACGGGCCAGUCCACGUAUCCCUCCUCUGUCCCCUGUAAACCCAUGGGCCACACGAGAACCAGCAAAUACAGCUUCCACAACAGGAAAUGUCCCACUCCUGGCUGCGAUGGCUCAGGGCACGUGACUGGUCGAUUCACAGCACAUCACUGUAUUUCUGGCUGCCCAUUGGCUGAGCGUAACCAGGGGCGACUGAAGGCAGACCUGUCAGACUCAGAAGGCAAAAGAAACCUCUUCUUUGGCCAAAGGACCAAGAAAACACACUACCGCGGAAGGAUUGGACGUCCUCCAAAAUACAGGAAAAACCAGCAAAGAGACUAUCAAGGCCUCUCAGCUGAAGACGUGUACCCCUCUCUCUUCAUGUCGGCACUGAGUGGCCAGUCUGACCGCUCACUGUCUCUGUGCUGGGAGCAGCACUGUAAACUGCUGCCUGGGGUGCAGGGCAUCGAUGCCAGCCAGGUGGCAUCGUGGAGCGUGGACGAGGUUUUCAUGUUUGUCCAGAACCUCAUUGGCUGUGAGGAGCAGGCCCGUCUCUUCAAAGAAGAGAUGAUUGACGGCGAGGCCUUCCUGCUGCUGACUCAGACGGACAUCGUGAAGAUCAUGAGCAUCAAACUGGGCCCCGCUCUGAAGAUCUCCAACGCCAUCCUCAUGUUAAAGAGCACAGACGACGGCCUCAAGUGAAGGCCUCUCCAUCACCCUCAUCGUGUGCCAAGUCAUUCUGUGGCAGGGAUGCCCGCUGUGCUUCAUGUGUUUGGUGUCCUGUGCCCAUCAGAGAGGAGAGAGAGACAGAGAGAGAGAGGAUCAGAGGAGCAGAGCACGGAGGAGGAGCAGAUGAUAGACGAGUUCAGGUAGAGGACAGAAGCGUGGGCUGGGAAAAAGAUGCUUUUACCUUCAACCCUAGAGACAAUUCUGUUCAAUCUAGUGCCAAAACUCUGCUAGCACCCUAAAGGGCUCCACAAGAAGUUGAUUUGACAAUGAUUUUUCAAAUAAAUAUCAGGUUAAAAAAUGAUCUACCUGUUAAAAUGGUGCAACAAGCUAGCCUACCAUGAAUCUAAGGUGCUUUUAAAUGUGUACAGACCAUAGACUGUAUAAAAGGACACAGCUCCAUCCACUCCAACUGGCUCCAAUACGUACUAGCUUCGGUGAGCUUCAUUUGACUGGAGCCGAACGCUUUGUCACACUCCUUUAGUCCACUUCUUUAUACAGUCUAUGGUACAGACAAAUAAAAGUUGUUAAAAAUAUUGAGAAACUGCUUUAGUGUCAAGUAAAACUGACAAUAUUUUCCUUUGCAGAACAUAGAUACUUCUCUUAGGAUCAGAGUUUGGAGUAAGUGACAGCUGAACCGGUCCAGGCGUUUGGUAGGAUCAGAACAGGUUAGUGUUUUAGAAGUCAUCGGUGUUACAGAUGUAGAUGAAGUCAACGCAAAGUCAACGCAAAUGAAUUUAAAGAGGAGAUAUUAUGCAUUUUCAUAAACUUUCACAGAGGAAUUGAAUCAUGUAAUGAACUAUAAUACACAUACCAGUCAAAGGUUUGGACUCAC
This is a messenger RNA of Boleophthalmus pectinirostris (great blue-spotted mudskipper), 3823 nucleotides long. RefSeq names its product L3MBTL histone methyl-lysine binding protein 1 (gene l3mbtl1). The transcript is spliced from 22 exons. Bases 19 to 2964 code for a protein of 981 amino acids. Gene Ontology annotation, molecular function: zinc ion binding; protein binding. The record is from RefSeq and is a predicted model, not a curated record. Gene Ontology annotation, biological process: regulation of DNA-templated transcription. Lineage: Eukaryota; Metazoa; Chordata; Actinopteri; Gobiiformes; Gobiidae. Gene Ontology annotation, cellular component: nucleus.